CUAGGCCGUGUGUAACCCCUGCGUGUUGCUUGGCGUUGUCGAAGACGUAUGGCUUCGCCCUUGUAACAAGUUAUGGCGGCGGGUUUCAAGGUGGCGCUUGAGAAGUCUCAGUUUUUCCUCACCACCAUUUCUUUUCUGGAGCACGUGGUGACAGACAAGGGACUCCAACCGGAGCCGCUGAAGAUGGCAGUUGUCGGGGAUGCGCUAGUACCUACCACUAUCACGCAAGUUCGCGCCUUUCUAGGCCUAGCCUCGUAUUACCGAAGAUUUAUCAAGGUCUUCGCGGCGACUGCGAGACCCCUCACGAAUCUCCUGCGAAAGGAUCAACCGUUGAUCUGGACGCCGGAGUGCGAUCAAGCAUUUUCCAAACUCAAGGCUGCUUUCAUUUCGGCUUCGGUCCUUAUAAGACCAGAUCCCGAAAAACCUUUUGUUCUCAUCAUGGACUGGCAGCCAGAGGCGAUCUCGGCGAUCCUUGCCCAGGUGGGACUUAGCGGACUCGAGAGUGUAGUGGAGUAUGCGUCUAAAUCAGUGCCCGCCUGCAAGCGCAAUUACGCCGCUCCGACGGGUGAAUGCUAUGCGGCUCUCUGGGGAAUCAGUCACUUCCGUGCUUACCUGUACGGGCGAAAAUUCACCCUGGUGACUGAUCAUGAGCCCCUGUUGGCCCUAAAGAAGUCGAAGGAUUACUCGGGCAUGAUCGGGCGAUGGGCAACGCUGCUGCAGAGCAUGGACUUUGACAUUCGUCAUCGAAAGUACGAGAGACACGGAAAUGCGGACGGACUGACACGACUGCACCGGCCUGAGAAAGUUCCGAGGAAUGAGGAGGUGAUUCCGUGGAAUGGACCCGAGCAGAAGAUUGGACCUCGGUACGGCCAAGUGGAGAUUUUGUCAAAGCAAACGAGCCAUGUCACCACAGUGGCGGAAUUCACCAGCGACCUCAGCUCGGUCAAUCCGCUGCGGCAUACCGCGAUCUUGGCCUCGCUGCACGAGUGGACGGAGCAAGUGUCCAACGAGCUCAUCACACCGAUCGUGCAAUUGGCGGACGAUCUCUUGCCCGACAUCUACUUUCAAAGCGACAACAGUCCUGCUCCGUACAUUUUCGAGCGAUCCCUAGAUCCGUACCUUCAGCGGACUUCGUGCCUGGAGGAACCUAGGGACGAGGAUACCCUACCAUCGCGGCUGGAGUAUCUGAAGCCGUACGAAAUCAUCCCGUACGCCUUCUAUCCGAAGGCAGAGGAAGUGGUGAUCAACGACGACUACAACGAAGAAGACAACAACAAGGAAACAUCGGAGGAGGGAAGCUAUAGUGAACAUAGAGAGGGCGAGAUGAGUGAGGAGGAAAAGGAGGAAGAAGGAACCGGAUCCGAGUGGGGAACCCCACCGGAGGAAGUGACACGUACGGGAACGGAGGCGGAAGAUCCGGAAGUGGCGCGAAGGCGUGAACAGAUUGCCUCCAGAAAGCGCCAGCUGGAGUUCGUUAGCAAGGAUAGCCUGCGCAUCGACGCUAGUCAGUACAGCAUAGCUGUCGUCCUACAGCAAGAUGACGACAAUGACCAUAGGCCCGUAAAGUUUAUGUCAGCCAGACUGCCCUCAGAGAAAGUUGCAGCAUUGACAUAUGAGAGGGAACUCUAUGCUCUCAGGCAGGCUUUAAAUCACUGGAAGCACUACCUGCUUGGGAGACACUUCAAGGUAUAUUCUGAUCACGAGACUCUUCGAUGGCUAAAGGCACAUACCAAAAUGACGUUGAAGUUGACUAGAUGGGCUGAUGCGAUAGACCAAUUUGACUUUGAGUUAAAGCCUGUAAAAGGAAAGUAUAACGUGGUAGCCGAUGCUCUGAGUAGGAGAGCUGAUUACUUCGGCACGAUAGUGCAGUAUCUAGACAUAGGGGCCGAUCUGCAGCAGAAAAUCAGAGAUGCACACGCUCACGACCUGAUCUACAGGAGGACGUGGGACGUGGAGGAAGGCGAUAGUGGGGGGAGGAGGAGGAGGCCGAGGAGGAUGGUGAUGGCGGAAAAGGAGGGCGAUGGUGGAGGAGGGAAGGAGAUUGGAAAUGAAAGGAGCGCGGUGGUGGAGAACGACUAGAAAAAAAAAAAGAAAGAUGGAAGCGGGAGGGCGAGGAGGAGGCGGGCGAUGUCAGAGGAGGAGCUUUAGCCGCUGCGCAGUUUACGACCUCUUGUGGAUGAAGUGAAUGGUGGAGUCAUCGUUCUCAGCUCGCACGUCUUUCUGUGGUUGGUGGAAUCGGAAACUGCUUCCUCGUGACGUCCAGGGGGGCGCUUGUGUGUCACACGUUGCGAGUAUAACUCCGUUCCCGCGUUUUUUUUCCCGCGUUCUUUUGAACUGUUGCUAGUGACUAACACGUGGUGAGGGUAGCGCGCUGCUUCCGCAUCGGGACAACGAAGCAGUUGCCUCGGAGAGAGUUGCGGGGUCAGCAAUUCUCCGGUGUGCUUGUGUUGUCGUCAUCCGCGGCUGUCAGUAAACAGAGCGGUGGUGCAAUGGCGGUGUCGCGGAAAAGUUUCUCGACAGCAGACCGCGCUAUGUGCGCUGUUGCAGUUUUGGUUGCUCUUGUCCUUUACCAGUCGGCUACAAGCGCUCAAGGUCAGGAGGGGCAGCGCUUGAAACCUGUGGACCUUUGCGACUUUUUUAUGGAGGGGCUAGGCUAUGGAGAUAUACCAGUUAUUGUUCUCAACGCAACAGGAAAUGACCAGGCGUACGGAGUGCCGCUCACCAGCAUGGUUGUUCAGGGGGUUGAGCAGAAGGUUCUGAACGCGAAUUCUGGCCCGUGCGCGUUCCUCUCCCCUGCUGGGGUAAAUUUUUCCUGCGGGAAUCAAAUUUAUGUCAGCGGUAGGCUGAUUCAAUCGAGAACUUUCAACAGGCCCGUUUACGAUUUCCUCAACAAGCUUGUGGUCAUCUAUCUCAUCAAUGUGCAAUUGAACGGGACCACUCUCUUUCUGAAUGACACGAACACCCUGUACAGAAUGGACAGGCGAUGUGUGGCUGUGUAUACAAUGUGAGGGUAUACAAUGUGAGGGGAUCAGUACUCGACGAGAGAUUUACUUCAAUUUAUCGCAGUGUUAUGUUUCUUAUUACUUAUUGCGAGGUUCAGGCCAUGUCUAGCUUAGUCUGAUUGGUCCUUGUCAGUGUCGGUUUGCUCUCAUUUCCAGAUAUUACUAUUAGGUAGGUAUAGUGAUGGUGGCAUUCCCUAACGCUUGUGCUCUUGGAGAGGAGGGUGGGAGAGUAGGGAGGGGAUCACGUCGGCUAAUUGUCGUCCGCUGGAGUUGACUCAAUGGCUCGAGACAGUAGUAUGAGCCCGGGUGAUAUGACUCUUGGCCUAUGUCGGGAUUGGCAAUUGAGGAUUCGAACUGCCGUUGUUCGGCUUGAGCUGUGUUUGCCGAGGACGUUGCCAGGGGACAAGGGAUCUCGAUGGGAUGAUUUAUCCUUGUCUCUAAGUGGCAAAGGGAAUUGGAGGGAAAGAGAAGCAAGUUGGGAGUCGGAACGAUGAGGCAGGGUAGAGGAAGGGAAGGGAAGUGGUGGAGAAGAAACACUCAAACGUGCAGGAAGGUGCUACAUUGGGGAAGGGAGGUCUGAAAGGAGGCUAUUUUAUUCAGGCUGAUAUCCGAGCGUGCUUGCGCGUGUUCACGAUGUGUUUGCCAAUUCUUGUUAUAUAUAUACACAUACACACACACACACACACACACACAGAGAUAGAUAGAUA
This is a messenger RNA of Chara braunii, 3709 nucleotides long. NCBI's taxonomy places the organism in Eukaryota, Viridiplantae, Streptophyta, Charophyceae, Charales, Characeae. The record is from the annotation of a GenBank genome assembly.